UAUCAAUCAUUUUCCAACACAAUAAUCGACGAAUAUAUCUUUUCUGGUCAAAUGAGCGAAAGGUUAGAAUUAAAUUCUUCGAUGGAGUUCAAUCAGUAUCAAGGAGAAUAUUUGGAGUCUGCUCCUUUGAUGGCAUCAUAUUAUCAAUUUAAUCAGUAUCAAACAUUUCCAAACGCAAGAAGCGACGAAGAUUACGUUGCUGACUCUAUUCCUUUGAUAGCAGACAUGGGAACAAUUUAUAAUUAUCAUUCAGAAGAUUUUGAGGAUGGUGAUUUCAUGAAUUAUGAUUAUUAA
Funneliformis geosporum is the source of this 294-nucleotide messenger RNA. NCBI's taxonomy places the organism in Eukaryota, Fungi, Glomeromycota, Glomeromycetes, Glomerales, Glomeraceae. The record is from the annotation of a GenBank genome assembly.